Molecule: messenger RNA, 3121 nt
Organism: Dipodomys spectabilis (banner-tailed kangaroo rat)
Lineage: Eukaryota; Metazoa; Chordata; Mammalia; Rodentia; Heteromyidae
Gene: Sema6b
Product: semaphorin 6B
Exons: 17
Coding region: 336-3002 (888 amino acids)
Biological process (GO): negative chemotaxis; positive regulation of cell migration; axon guidance
Molecular function (GO): semaphorin receptor binding; chemorepellent activity
Source: RefSeq, a predicted model, not a curated record
CCCUGGGGAGGGGGGGGGGUCUCUGUUCCCCCACCCUGAAGCCACAAGGCCAGGCCAAGCCCUCCCUGCCGCUCAGAUGGGGAAACUGAGGUCCCGGGUCUGCUGGAGACUUCCCAGAGCAAGGAGGCCGCUGUGAUUCUGACGCGGGUCCCCCCAGGCCCAGGAUGGAACCCCCUCCUUUCUGAUCGGGAGGGGGCCUGGCCAAGGCCCUCCAGGCUGGGAAGGCUGGGCGCCAGAGGCCCAGCCCCGCGAUGGGAGAAGGAAGAAGCAGGCGCCCGCGGAGGUAGUGGGGCGCCCGUCUCAGAGGUGUCACGCCAGCCCCCCUGGCCCUCGCCAUGCGGACCCCGCGAGCGCCCCCUCCCCGCCUGGCCCUGCUGCUGCUGCUGCUCCUGGGGGUGGCCCACGGCCUCUUCCCGGAGGAACCUCCGCCCCUCAGCGUGGCCCCCCGGGAUUAUCUGAGCCACUACCCCGUGUUCGUGGGCAGCGGGCCGGGGCGCCUGACCCCCGCCGAGGGCGCCGACGACCUCAACAUCCAGCGGGUGCUGCGCGUGAACAGGACGCUGUUUAUUGGGGACAGAGACAACCUGUACCGGGUGGAGCUCGAGCCCCCCACUUCCACGGAGCUGCGGUACCAGCGGAAGCUGACCUGGCGUUCCAACCCUAACGACAUCGACGUGUGCAGAAUGAAGGGCAAGCAGGAGGGCGAGUGCAGGAACUUUGUGAAGGUGCUGCUGCUCCGGGAUGAGUCCACGCUAUUCGUGUGCGGCUCCAACGCCUUCAAUCCCGUGUGUGCCAAUUACAGUAUGGACACACUGCAGCCUCUGGGGGACAACAUCAGCGGUAUGGCCCGGUGCCCAUAUGACCCCAAGCACGCCAAUGUUGCCCUCUUCUCAGAUGGAAUGCUUUUCUCAGCCACGGUGACCGACUUCCUAGCCAUCGAUGCUGUCAUCUACCGCAGCCUUGGGGACCGGCCCACCCUGCGCACUGUAAAACACGACUCCAAGUGGUUCAAAGAGCCCUACUUUGUCCACGCGGUGGAGUGGGGCAGCCAUGUCUACUUCUUCUUCCGGGAAAUCGCCAUGGAGUUUAACUACCUGGAAAAGGUGGUGGUGUCCCGCGUGGCCCGAGUGUGCAAGAACGAUGUGGGGGGCUCCCCGCGUGUGCUAGAGAAGCAGUGGACGUCGUUCCUGAAGGCGCGGCUCAACUGCUCCGUGCCAGGGGACUCCCACUUCUACUUCAACGUGCUGCAGGCUGUGACCGGAGUGGUCAGCCUGGGGGGCCGGCCUGUCAUCCUAGCUGUCUUCUCUACUCCCAGCAACAGCAUCCCGGGCUCCGCGGUCUGUGCCUUCGACAUGACCCAGGUGGCCGCGGUGUUUGAAGGCCGCUUCCGCGAGCAGAAGUCCCCAGAGUCCAUCUGGACGCCGGUGCCAGAAGAGCAGGUGCCCAGGCCGAGGCCCGGCUGCUGCGCGGCGCCCGGCUCGCAGUACAACGCGUCCAGCGCGCUGCCCGACGACAUCCUCAACUUCGUCAAGACGCACCCGCUGAUGGACGAGGCGGUGCCUUCGCUGGGCCACGCCCCCUGGAUCGUGCGCACUCUGAUGCGGCAUCCGCUCACCCGGGUGGCCGUGGACGUGGGCGCCGGGCCCUGGGGCAACCAGACGGUGGUCUUCCUGGGCUCUGAGGUAGGCACUGUCCUCAAGUUCCUCGUCCGGCCCAACGCCAGCCACUCGGGGACCGCGGGACCCAGUGUCUUGUUGGAGGAGUUUGAGACCUACCGGCCGGACAGGUGCGGACGACCCGGCAGCAGUGGAGAGACGGGGCAGCGCCUGCUGAGCCUGGAGCUGGACGCGGCCUCGGGCGGCCUGCUGGCGGCCUUCCCUCGCUGCGUGGUGCGCGUGCCUGUGGCCCGCUGUCAGCAGUACUCAGGGUGCAUGAAGAACUGUAUCGGCAGCCAGGACCCCUACUGUGGAUGGGCCCCGGACGGCUCUUGCAUUUUCCUCAGUCCAGGAACCAGAGCCACCUUUGAGCAGGACGUGUCCGGGGCCAGCACAUCAGGUUUAGGGGAUUGCACAGGACUGCUGCGCGCCAGCCUGUCGGAGGAGCGCGCGGGGCUGGUGUCGGUGAACCUGCUGGUGACGUCGUCGGUGGCGGCGUUCGUGGUGGGCGCCGUGGUGUCGGGCUUCAGCGUGGGCUGGUUCGUGGGGCUGCGCGAGCGGCGCGAGCUGGCGCGGCGCAAGGACAAGGAGGCCAUCCUGGCGCACGGCGGCGGCGAGGCGGUGCUGAGCGUGAGCCGCCUGGGCGAGCGGCGGGCGGCGGGCGGCGGGGGCCGCGGCGGGGCCGGCGGCGGGCCGGGGGUGCCCCCCGAGGCCCUGCUGGCGCCCCUCAUGCAGAACGGCUGGGCCAAGGCCACGCUGCUGCAGGGGGGCCCGCACGACCUGGACACGGGGCUGCUGCCCACGCCCGAGCAGACGCCGCUGCCGCAGAAGCGCCUGCCCACCCCGCACCCGCACCCGCACGCGCUGGGGCCCCGCGCCUGGGACCUGGCCCACCCCCUGCUCCCCGCCUCCGCCUCGUCCUCGCUGCUGCUGCUGCUGGCUCCGGCCCGGGCCCCCGAGCAGCCCCCCGCGUCCGCCGAGCCGGGCCCCGACGGCCGCCUGGGCGGCCCCCGAUCGGGCCGCGCGUCCCACGGGGGCGACUUCCCGCUCACGCCGCACCCCAGCCCGGACCGCCGGCGGGUGGUGUCGGCGCCCACCGGGCCCUUGGACCCAGCCUCGGCCGGCGACGGCCUGGCGCGGCCCUGGAGCCCCCCGCCCACCGGCAGCCUGCGGAGACCCGGGCCGCCGGGGCCCCCGGCCGCCGCCCUGCGCCGCACGCACACGUUCAACAGCGGCGAGGGCCGGCCCGGGGACCGCCACCGCCGCCCGCACGCGCGGCCCAGCACGGACCUGGCCCACCUCCUCCCCUAUGGGGCGGGGGACCGGACUGCGCCCCCCGGGCCCUAAGGCGGGGCGCCCCCCCACCCCAACCCCCGUGCCUCUGCGGUGCCAACCCGGGAGCCGGAGGGGGCGCCCGGCGGCCCGGCCACCCGCGUGGGGGGCGCCCCCACCCCGGCCACGCGCAA